UUGUGUGUGAUGUGUGCUUGUUUUGGUGUGCUGUCUUCGACCCCUGCAGCACUGUGAAAUGACCCUGCCUUUCAGGCUGAAGUUCUGUCGGCCUAAUCUAUGGCCAAAGGUAAACUUUCUGGCAAAGUUAGGUUAAGUGAUGUCAGUGUUUUGAGAUGCAAGUGGACUUGAGAAGAAACACUUCCUGUCUUGGAAAAAAAAAAACAAACAACAAACCCACAACUUGUUCAUCGUCUGUAGAGCUUUCUGUCACUGUUACUAGUUGCCUUAACUGCAUUUAAAAAAUAAUGCCAGUGGGAACACAUGGCAUGCAGAUGUCUCAUUGUGGUUUACACUUAUGGCUGAGGAAGGUCGCAUCGUAUAUAUGCCUUCCCCAUCAGAUGGUGCUCAGAGUUGAGGCCAUACCAGUUUCUUUCCCAGAACUGCACUGUUGGCAGCUGGGGAGGUUGCUCCCUGGUUAUCUGUGCCGCCAGCAGUGCCUGGGUACUACCAGGCUGUGGUACUCAGGGCACUGAGAUUGGGUCUCCUCCGUGAUGGAGGUUCCUCGCUCCUUUGCUGGUUUGUAGUGUAAAGAUUUUGCAGCUUCUCAUGUGAAGGGAAGGGAGUUGUCAAAGAUGUCCUGUUACCUUCUCCUGGACAGGGUAUCUGUAGCGACCCGCAGUGGAAGAUUAAGGGGACAUAUAAAUAAGCUGAAUUUGAGUGGUUGGGGUUUUUUUUUCCCUUUUAAAUAAUACCUGUAGGAAAGAAAUCAAUGUAAUUUGAGGAAUUUCAGCGAUAAGAGAUCACCAUCAGAAGAAAAUCAGGGUUGCAUAUGCCAGGUCAAGAAGUUCUGAUUUUAAAAUUGCCGAUGCAGCCUUAAUUUUAUCUUCAGACUACUGUUUACUUUAGGAAACAGUAAAUGACAUUACAAUUAAAGAUUUUCUAAGAGUAUUAGGUUAUACCUUUUCCCCUGUGGAUGCGGAACCUGUAAGCACUGUGUCCUAUCUUGUAUACGACAAAUCCCAUCCCUGACAGUUGCGUAUGGAAGACUUGAUGCAACAAACACUCAUGCAAAAUUAAGCAGAUAGGUCCUGGUUGCCAUUUACUGUAGAUCUCUUUAUAUUGCUCUAUGAAGUAUUUAGCUAUAAUUUACUCCCAUUUUAAGGUAAGAGGCCCGUUAUGCUGGUGUAAUAAAACUCUGUAAUUGGAUGGCAUGCUUACCUGCUUGCAUAGUUGAUCUAAACUGCCUUGAUAGACCUGCGUUAUGAUAUAUUUAACCGUCAUGAAUAUGAACUUGUUCCAUCCGUAGCCCCACUGAAAUUAAUUGGAUUGUCUGCAGAGUACUACUUGAGGGAACUAAAGAUAGCAAAAUCUUUUUCCAUAGUUCUGUUUAACCAGGAACAUGUAUGCUGAAAGUUGGAGAGAAGUUAGGUAACACUACAGAAUUUACACUGCUGAUGGAUGACUUGUACUACACCAUUCCUGUGUUUCCUCUUCCUUCUUUGUGGUGGAUUCUGUUUUACCUUGUUUCGAACAUAGACCUCUCUGGGGCCAGAUUUUCAAAGGUAAUACAGUACCUAAAAGUGCAGGCAUCAGCUGGGAUUUUCCGGAGCUUGAAUGUAGCAAGAUCUGAAGAAGACUCCUCAUCCUUCAGAAGUAGCAUGCUCACAGUCUUCCUGGCCAAUGAUUCUUCUACAGCAAGCAGGUCUUCUUCCUCAUCCUGAGAAGCUUUCAUCUCUUCCUAUGUCAGUGGCUACAAGGCCAAGAGCCAGCUCACCACUCUCCCCACCAAAAUCUCUCGGACUGGGGCCUUCCUUUCAUCACACACAAGAAGAAGAGCUUGCAAAGGUGGUGGAGCAGGACCCUAUGCUGGAAGAACUAUGUAAGCCUCUGUGCUGUAAGCUUUGCAAUGUCACUCUGAACUCAGCACAACAAGCCCAGGCUCAUUACCAGGGUAAAAACCACAGUAAGAAACUCCGAAAUUACUAUGCUGCCAAUAGCUGUCCGGCACCUGCCAGAAUGAGUAAUUCGGUUGAGCCUGCCCCGCCUCAGGUUGUCUCCCUUCCAGCUCAGAUGGGAUCCAGUAAACCAGGUGGCCGAGUGAUCUUGGCCACAGAGAAUGAUUACUGCAAGCUUUGUGAUGCCUCGUUUAGUUCUCCGGCUGUGGCACAGGCUCACUACCAAGGGAAAAAUCAUGCCAAACGGCUGCGUCUUGCAGAAGCACAGAAUAACUCAUUCUCGGAUGCAUCAGAACUAGGCAAACGAAGGGCGAGGAAAGAAGGGAAUGAAUAUAAGAUGAUGCAGAACAGAAGAAAUAUGUAUACAGUUCAAAACAACACAGGUCCCUACUUCAAUCCCCGCUCACGUCAGAGGAUUCCUCGGGAUCUGGCCAUGUGUGUCACUCCCAGUGGCCAGUUCUACUGCUCCAUGUGCAACGCCGGGGCCAGCGAGGAGAUGGAGUUCAGACAGCACUUAGAAAGCAAACAGCAUAAAAGCAAGGUGUCCGAACAGCGGUAUAGGAAUGAGAUGGAGAACCUAGGCUAUGUACAAUGAUGCGCCACCCUUGGUAGUAGUUUGCAAAUAGAGCAGCUUGUCUCUCGCCUGCUGUUUGCCACAUGCCCUGCUUUGUGCUCCAUUUGAUAGGAGUAUGCUCUCGAGCUAUACAUGUAACACCUGCAAACUUAAUGGUAUGGUUAGAUUUAUUUUCUAUCAUAGUUGGCAGGAUGACGCUGUGCAGGACAUGAAGUGUUUUUGAUGUUUGUUUGCUAAUUAUCUAAGGCUCUUCAUUGUAUUGAAUGGCGGGGAGGACUUUGUCUUCUCCCUAGCCUUCUGCAUGAACAUGCAAAGCCCAAGAAGUGCUGGGAACUUCUGUGGUUCUACCACACAGGUGGACCAUGUGCAAAGCCCACCCCCUUCUUUGCACACCACAGAGCAGUGCUCCAGAAUGCCUCCCUACAGCAGACUGAAUCUCUGGGCAGCUUGUAAAAGAGGGGCAGGAAUGGGGCCUGUGAACGUGUGAAUUAGGUGGUGUACUUGUCCACAAAUUGCUGCUUGUGGCCCCCAUUACAGCCCAGAGUAGGUUCUUUCCACAUCCUUGUAGAAAGGCUGUGCAUACCUCUUCUCCUUGGAGGGUCUUGCCUCUUACAGCUUCCUCUGCGAUGCAGAUUUCAUUCUGAACGUCUGACAUUGGAUAUCAGCUGAUUCACCCCAUUUGGAAAUACUCUCUUCUACCAGUUAACAGUACAAAAAGAUUCUUGGUGUUGUUGGCUGGCCACAUUAAUGCACCAUUGGUGUAGCUCAUCUCUCUGAAGAGAGUCUGUGGGGAUCUCAGUGACUUAAUGAAGUGAAUAGGAAAGCAAACUCAGAUGAGGUGUGCUCUGCUCUGAUUCUGCCUUAGACUGAGUAGGCUUGAGAAUAGGUUGGAAGGAGCUGUCAGCUGUAAUUUCUUUGCAUGCUGAUGUAGAAGAGAGCAAGUGUUGGUCUCUGACCUGCAGCUCGAUUGCUCUGGGAGAGCCGGGCUGCCUGGACCUUGGGGAGCAGAUAUCGGUGUGUCCUGCUUCCAUGCCAUUCCCUGGACAAAGCCCGAUGGGUAUUACAGAGGAGAGCUGAAAUGCUCCUUUGGACUAGAGCUACCCAUAUUGGAUGAAUUUUUUCCCCUCUUUCUUUUCCUAUCUCAGGAUGGGUUUUAAUUCCAUUCCUUGAUGUGAACUUCACUGUUUUAGGGACCAUCAAAAAUCCAAAGUUAGGUAGGGUGUGAAUGUCAGGGGUGAUGAUUGUUUGAGCCACAGCUCAAAAGCCACAGCUUUUUGGCCAUGCAGAAGUAUUCAUGAAACUUGUUAAGCAACUUUGUAAGUGUAGACAAACCCAAAGGGUGUGUGUCUGUUUUGAAUUUCCUUAGCAAAAGUAGAAAGGGGAUAAAAAGCAGAAGUAGGGCUGACAUUUUUCUGCUCGUUUGGGUAGACGUGAGGAGCUGUGAUUGGAAUCCAGUUCAUUGUGUUUCUAAAACAUUGGCUCCAGUGACAAGUGCAGUAUGUAAGUAACCUCCAUUGGACCUGAUUCACCACUGUGCUGCUACAGCUGUACUCUGGUAUAGCUUCAUUGACUUCAGUGGCAGGUGCAGAGAGGGGGUAAUGGAAGCAUCAUGGCUUGUCUCCCAUUCCUCUUUAGGUAGUACAUUGAAUUAAAUGCAGCUCUGUUGGUUUCAGUAGCAUUUUACCAGGGAUAAAUUUUACCUAGUGCGUAAUGUUGAAGGUAGCUCCCCCACCCCCUUUUUUUGCCAUUCUGAUCCUGCCUCUUGCAUUCCAGAAGGACUUUCUGCUUGCCUUAAAAAAUGAAAAAUGAGUAAACUAAUAAAAAAUCCAGAUAGUUUUUAUUCAUCUUUGUCAUCCACCUCAGAAGGGUUUGUUGCACUUGGCUGCUCCUCAGAAAUCGAGUAUUGUUAUCUUUAGCUACCUGAGCAUCAGGUCACCAUACCUUAACGCAGCCUUCCGAAAUCCAGGCAAGAUGAGCUCUUGCAUAGUGGUCGAAAGCAACCCCCUACAUCAUUCUAUGCUGAUCCUUGCCCUGCAGGUACAGGCAGAGCAACGGGACAUCCUCUUGAAUGGGGUUCCUUCCCCUCCUUUGUGCAAAGUCCAAUUAAAUAGGGUUUGUGCACUGGAGCACGUUAGAAGGUAGGAGGAGGUGCCCAGGUUGCAAAGCACGUGCUGAGCAGUUUUGACAGCCUGUACGUCUGUUUCUUCUGUGCUUUCCUGCCCCUGGCUCAACCUCUGCAGCCUUGAAGAACAUUCCCCUCACAAAAAUCUCGUCAGCCUUUUCCCCUCAUCUUUUGCAGUCAAAGAAGGGCUCUGGUUUUCUCUUUGUGUUCUGUCUUUUGUUUUGCUAGUCUGACACCGCUGUGCAGGGACAGAGGGAGUUGAAUGAGCCUUACCACAAGGUGCUUCACCAGAGUGAUCCCUGCAUUAUGGUUAAACAUCCCUCUUGCUGUAAAUUAAAACGUGGCAUUUCCCACAGGCUGCAAUUAGUAGCAGAGAAACAACACUUUGCGAAAUACGAGCUGGAAGAGCUGUAGGUACUGGUGUUGUCUAGCUUACUGCAAGUGCCAAGAAAGCAUUUUUGUCAGCUUUCACGUGUCCCAAAAAUCAACUGUUCACCACCUUGCUUUGGUUGCUGCUCCCGCUCCCAGCCCAGCGAUCUGCCCCUCAUUUGGCAUUUCCAGUGACUGCCAGAGGUGUCAAAACUCGGUUUGCUCCAUGCCGUGUUACCUCCUGGUAACAUCUGGUGCAAACGUGCCACAGCGCACCAGUGUGCCAGUGCGUUUGGGAGGGUGCGCGAGGGAGGUGCAGGGGGCUGCUCCUGCAGGCUUCUCUCUGCAUGGGGCUGAGUCAGGUUUUGAGGAAUGGCUCGAGUCUGCCCUGAACAGAGAGGCCUGUAUCUGCUUUGUUUUGUUCAAGGGAGUACAAGAAGUGAAUGUCAUCGUCCUGAGAAUUUCAAAGUGGUGGGUUAUAUAGCAGGUAUAAAGCAGACAGUGGGACUCAAGCGGCAAGAGUAGGACAGGUUUCCUACGUGGGAAUUUCUUGCUGGGAGAGGCAGCUGAGACUCACCUUGCCCCAGUGCUCUGUUGUGGCCCCUCCCCACAAGUGACCAAAGCUUUCCUCUCCCUCUUCAGCAUUGUUUAAUGGUUUGUGAUCUUCCCACUCUCCCUCCAGCAUAGAAAACUGUUGACUGCAAAGAGAAAACACCGCACCUUACUAAUAUCAUUAGGGUUCAGGCCAAUCCAAAUUCACUUGUCAGCAUGAGAAACUGGGUGGGUCCUGAUUUUUUUUUUAAUUUUUUUUUUGUGAAAGCUGUUCUCCAAAUCAGUGUUCAAAACACGUAUUGAAAACAGGUCCUGGCCAAACCCUGUUUGACAUAGAUGGGCUGGGGAGAAUACCAUACAGCUGUAGUGCCAUUUUCCAGACCCAAUGAAUCUUUCUCAUGUUAAACAAAGCACCAAACCCAAGAUACAGGACUUCUGUGAAGCUGUCGCAUUGGCCAGUAGGUUAAUGACCUUUGCUGCUAGAAACAAAACGUAAAUCAAUGUGUUCAUAUUUAUUUUACUGUGCUGACCACUAAUUGAUUUGUUAAUAUUUAAGGCAUUAUUCUGUAGGUUGUUUUUGUUUAAAUAGAACACUCUACAUCGCACUUUGCUUUUGGAUCAGAACAGGUAUUUAUUAUAUUUGUGAAAAUGUUUUCCCUCCCACAUAUGUAUUGUUUUCUUUCACUUGAUGCAAAAAACCCAACAAAAAACCCCAAACAACAAAACCUACUCCAAAACCAAAAAAAACCCAAAUCCAAGCAGUGGAUCUUCUUUGUUUCUUUUCAUGCCAAACAAAACGGGGAUUUCCUUGCAACUUGCUCUUAAAUGUCCAUUUCUAAUUUUUUUUUUUUUUUUUUCCCUCCAAUGGUUCCUUUGGUAACUCGGGAUGAUAUUUUUAGAGACACACGAAGUUCAUACUACAUUUAAGCAUUUCUUUUAAGGCAAGGAAGUAAACUGUGGAAUCCAUGUAUUUGUGAGGAGUAUGAAAGUGAUACUAUUUUGUUUGUAUUAAGCAUUAGCUGUUAUUUUGCAUUCUGCACUAAUGAGUAAAUGUGUUAUUAUCUUGCCUAACAUUGGUCUAUUUUUGACUUUUUGCUUUCUUCAUGUACAUCAAAAGGAACCCUGAAAACUUCUGUGGAGUUGCUGAGGAUGGUCAUCAAUGUAACAAAAUGCAGAUUUUUUUCUGUAAAGCUUCUUGUCUUUUUUCCUUUUCUAGAUGCCCAUUAUAGGGCAUUAGAAGGGAAAGCUAUCUCCAUAAGCACGGAUUCAUAUUUUAGCAUACUAAUGCAUGAUGUCCUUUUGCUACAUUACUUAAUGCUCUCACUGUAACCAAUGGGAAUCUUGCCGAAAUCAGGAGUGAAUGAAAUACCCUAGCUAAAUAUAUUAUGUUGGCUAGGGCCAGGCAAGGUACAUUGCUAAAAUUUGUCUUUUAUGUUUGGGUUACAACACUCUUAAGGUUUUGCUUUUUGAGGAAUGUGUAUCUGGUUCUGUAAGGAUUUGGUCCUGCUCCAGCUAAAAUAGUUGGAAGUACAUUGACUUCAGUUGAGUAGGAGCAAGCCUUGAAACCCUUCAGGAAUUUCAUACUGCUGAUGUUUUCUCAUAUAUGUGGUUUUUGUUUUGUGGGUUUUUUUAAAAUUUUACAACCAUAUAUACAAGGAUGCUCUAGAUGAGAUGGACAUCUGUUGCCGAUUAUGGAAAAACAAAUGCCAUGGUUGCCAAAGGAUUAACAGAAAACGGAGAAGUAUGGAUGUGGUUUCUUUGAAGUUUGUGGCUAAGCUCCUAUUGCUUUGAGCUGGGCUGGCUUCUUUGCCAUCUGCAUAAAGUUGGAAGUGAAGAUAAAAUCCACUUUCAAAUAAAUGUGGUCAAACAGUAGUUCUGGGAAUCUCUCCUUUAAAAAAUGUAUCACAACUAAAAUUGUAUCUUUUUAUUUGAAGUAUCUGCAGGUAAAGGCAGGACUGUGGAUUUUUAAAAAUAAAAUCAGUUUUUCAAUCUGUGUUUCGCAGGGGAAAAUUUACUUGAUUUAAUUUCCUUCUGCAUCUGUCCAGCAACAUCAUUUGCAAGUGCUUUGAAUAUGUUUCAUCUAGAGCCUUCUUGUCAGGUUGGUUUUGUACAUUUGUCCUUAUUUUCUUUAUAUUGUACUGACCCCCAGGAGGGAGUAGUUGAUGAAAAUGAUUUUUUUUUUCUUUUUUUCUUCUUGAGUAUAUAAUAAAUCAUCUCGCUCUUCUCAUUGUA
Aquila chrysaetos chrysaetos is the source of this 7786-nucleotide messenger RNA. RefSeq names its product zinc finger matrin-type 3 (gene ZMAT3). The record is from RefSeq and is a predicted model, not a curated record. Gene Ontology annotation, molecular function: zinc ion binding; nucleic acid binding. The transcript is spliced from 7 exons. Lineage: Eukaryota; Metazoa; Chordata; Aves; Accipitriformes; Accipitridae. The coding region runs from base 1663 to 2532 and encodes 289 amino acids.